Hibiscus syriacus is the source of this 507-nucleotide messenger RNA. RefSeq lists its product as uncharacterized. The coding region runs from base 35 to 466 and encodes 143 amino acids. The transcript is spliced from 2 exons. NCBI's taxonomy places the organism in Eukaryota, Viridiplantae, Streptophyta, Magnoliopsida, Malvales, Malvaceae. The record is from RefSeq and is a predicted model, not a curated record.
CUGUUUUAAGCCACUGAAACACGGGUGAAAAGUAAUGGCUUUGGCACACACCCUCGUCUACGGCUGCAACCAUCACUUGGUUAAAAUCAAGUUAUGCUCAGAUUCAACUCAGACACCUAAACCCAUUGAUUUCUCUGGUGGAUCCCAACCAAAGAAGCGUUGCUUGAGGUGCAAAACCCUGUUCUCCGAUGCUGAUAAUUCUCCUACUGCUUGCUCCUUCCACGGCCAUGCCACAGGGGAGAAAGGAUUGUUUGCACUGGCACCACCACACCAGGGGAUUGAUGGGGACUGGAGCGAUGCCUCUGGGGUCAUAGUGUACAAAUGGAAUGAAGAAAACAAUAGGCCAAACACUGGGCGUCUCAAUUGGAAGAAGAGAUGGAGUUGCUGUCAAGAGUAUGAUGAAAAUGCUCCUCCUUGUUCCCGUGGAUGCCAUGUCUCCUACGACGAUGGCUUCACUUUGUAUUAGAUUUUACAAACUCUUACCUAUAUAUUUAGGAUGAUAGAACA